AGGAAAGGAAAACAGUGGCAGUAGGAGGCAGGGAGAUAGAAAGGGCUGAAGUUGUUCGGCGUUUUCCUUUGUCGCCCUUUUCUAACGCUUACACGGCUCAUAGCUCCUCCACGAUAAGUAAAAUAAUCUUCUGUGCUUUCGUUAUACACCGAGAACGUCACUCGUCUGGCUAUUAUCUAUCAAAAAGUCUCCACCAGAUCCACAGCUGUCCAGACCUGUACAGCGGAAGGAUGAUGGAGGAGUCGGUGACCGCGUUUGAGACGCAUCUGACGGCCGUCAUGGACAGCCUGAUCCGCGCCUCGGUCUGCGAGAUCACCAAACUCUUCCAGGAGACGGUGAACGACUACCUGGUGGAGCUGUCCCUCAACAGGAAGGAGAACGAGGCUCUGAAGCUGCGUCUGAAGCUCACGGAGAGCAAGCUGAGGACCGAGCGCAGGUACGGGCUGGGCUGGGCUGCCAACCGCCGCAGCGCCGGGCUGGAUGAGGGAGCUGCAUGGAAGAAGAGGAAAGUUGACCUGGCUCGAGGCAAGUCGAAAAAGAGCCCAGCAGCCCAUCGCAAAGGCUGGCCUGGAGGUGUGUGGGAGGAAGGAGGAGGCGGCGGGGGAAGAGGAGGAGGCAGUGAAGGAGCUCUAGGCUUGGGAGCAGGAGGAAGAGGGGGGAAGGAGGCCAGAGAGGCCUACAUCAUCCAGUUCCCCCAGGAAGAAGAAGAAGAAGAAGAAGAGGGAGUGAUGGUAGAUGACGAGGACGGGGAGGGCAGCCUCAGUGGUGAGGGGGAGGAGACGGCCAACAUCAAAGAGGAGUUUUCUCAAACAGAGGGCUAUCAGCCUGCUUCUCUGCGGCUAAUCAAGGAGGCUUUGAAGCUGAAUCCACCCAUCCAGAACUUCCACAUCGGUUCCAACUCCCAGCGUGAUGACCUGUCAGAUUGUCCCCCAGUUCUUCAUCCAGGACAGAGAGGAGACAAGGACUGCAAAGUGGGUCGUACAGAAACGUCAGAUGAGGGUAUGGUGGUGGAUGAGCUACCAGGUCUGGAAUCUGCUCUAAAAGCUGAGAGAGGCUGUGAGCCGACGGUCAGGACAGCUUCACAUGAUUCGGAGGUAGGAAGAAAGAGCGAGGUCUGCGUGGCUCCAAAGUACAUUGGUCUGGAUGGAAUGGAGCAGGAGGGGGAGCUGGAUCAGCCUCCCACUCUGCAGAGGGAGGACGAGAUGAAGCAAGGCAGAGUGAAGGAUGGGGUGGCUGGAGUAGUGGAGCUAAGGUUAGGCUGGUCCCAGAAGCUGAGAGAGGAGGAUUCAGCCACAGUGAAGCCUGUAGAUGGCGCUGUGGAGCAGGCAGAGUCUGAGCACCUGCCCCACCUGUCAGCCCCUGGGAGUGUCGGGGAGAGCGGCGGAGAAGAGGAGGGGGGAGAAGACUUGCUCCACUUCUGCCCACAGUGUGGAGGAGGCUUCACUUCAGAUGCAGAGCUGGAUGAGCACCCCUGUCCACUAGGCGGUGCCCACUUACCAGGCAGCGAGUCAGAAGACGGCCUUUUCCCCUGCGCUCACUGCGGGAACACCUUCAGCCACCCCUGGGCUCUAAAGAACCACGAGUGUGCCUGCGCCGCCGAGCGGCCACACUGCUGCGAGAUCUGUGGUAAACGCUUCACGCACUCGCGCUCACUGGAGCGCCAUCAUCUGGUGCACACGGGGGAGAGGCCGCACCGCUGCCCGCAGUGCGGACGCUGCUUCAGCCGCCUCGGCAACCUAGAGCGGCACCAGCGGAUCCACACGGGGGAGCGUCCAUACGGCUGCGACGCAUGUGGGAAACGCUUCAGCCGCGUGGAGUACCUAAAGAGACACCAGCUCAUCCACAACACCGAGAAGGCAACGCUGCAGUGCUCCACCUGUGGGAGGGGCUUCUGUGACGUGGAGCAGCUGAAGAACCACCAGUGCUUUGAUAAUCCGUGCUAGAACUUCAGAGGGAACUGUCUGAUGCAGAAGUUACCUGAUGAAUGUGGCUCGUGAACUGUGUUACCCUCAGUGAGUGUCUUUAAGGUCAACGAAGCUCAGACGUGGAUGAUUUUUGCAGGCAAGAAUUAAUCUGUAAAUUACCUUUAUAGGAAGCGAGUUAAAAAUCUCUUAUUUCUUUGUGAAGAUGUUUAAAGCCUGAACUUAUUUAUGAUGAAGACUACAUUGUGAAUUUAUGAUUUUAGCAACAAUAUCUUGCAUUCAAGCUUUUUUCUGACAGUACAGUUG
Molecule: messenger RNA, 2228 nt
Organism: Nematolebias whitei (Rio pearlfish)
Lineage: Eukaryota; Metazoa; Chordata; Actinopteri; Cyprinodontiformes; Rivulidae
Product: zinc finger protein 568
Exons: 5
Coding region: 231-1943 (570 amino acids)
Biological process (GO): regulation of transcription by RNA polymerase II
Cellular component (GO): PcG protein complex; transcription regulator complex
Molecular function (GO): DNA-binding transcription factor activity, RNA polymerase II-specific; RNA polymerase II cis-regulatory region sequence-specific DNA binding
Source: RefSeq, a predicted model, not a curated record